Messenger RNA from Aspergillus ochraceoroseus IBT 24754, 667 nucleotides. RefSeq lists its product as uncharacterized. The transcript has a single exon. NCBI's taxonomy places the organism in Eukaryota, Fungi, Ascomycota, Eurotiomycetes, Eurotiales, Aspergillaceae. Bases 167 to 553 code for a protein of 128 amino acids. The record is from RefSeq and is a predicted model, not a curated record.
GAAAAAAAAAAAAAAAAGGUAUUUUUAGGUCAUUUGAUGAUGAGAAUAUGAACUUAUGAACCUGGGAGCUGCUUGAAGUAUCAUCUAACUAGGUACUUACCUAGAUAUGUAUUUGUUGUGAUUUCCGUCUUACCACCUGGGCAGAUACUAAGUAAGUACUGGAGAUAUGGAUAUCAGAAUGGAUCCUAGAUUGCGUAUUCAAAUACUCAAUACUGGCUCAAUUUCUGGUCCUACUAGAUUCCCUACAGCUCACCAUUAUUCCUCCGAUUGGAAACCUUUUUCCCCUUGUAAUUCUGUAAUUUCCCAUUUCCGAUCCCAUCUUCACUAUCACCUUUUUUUUUUUUUUUUUUUUUUUUUUAAUGGGAAAAGCAACAUUCCUUCGAGUUUCCCGUUUAGACAGUUCCUCUUCUCCCAUCCCUCCAAAGUCCCUCCCGCUUUUUCUUUCUUUCUUUUUUUCUUCGCUUGCAGCCUGUUUCCCCUCUCUGUGUCUCUCCGUGGACAGUCAUCCCUCCGUUUCCGGUUCGAGCUCUGGCGGGGGAUCCACGACCGUUAAGAGGCUCGAACAACAGUAAUUCCUCCUGCAAAGAGAGAGAAAAAAAAAUUUAAAAAAAAAGAGGAGAAAAGAGGAGAAAAAAGAAAGAACUAGAAAAAAAAAAAAAAAAAAAAA